This is a messenger RNA of Cyprinodon tularosa, 1649 nucleotides long. Its product is annotated as 4-galactosyl-N-acetylglucosaminide 3-alpha-L-fucosyltransferase 9-like. The transcript has 3 exons. NCBI's taxonomy places the organism in Eukaryota, Metazoa, Chordata, Actinopteri, Cyprinodontiformes, Cyprinodontidae. Gene Ontology annotation, molecular function: alpha-(1->3)-fucosyltransferase activity. The coding region runs from base 123 to 1253 and encodes 376 amino acids. The record is from RefSeq and is a predicted model, not a curated record. Gene Ontology annotation, cellular component: membrane.
AGAGUAUUUUCACAAUAUCUUACGCUUGUCCGCGGAGCUGUCUCCAUCCUCUUUGUCUGCUGUUGAAGUUUCAAAUUGCUUGACAAAUAAUCAGUGGAAGGAGUUUCCCAUCAGAACAGACCAUGUCAUCUGGAACCUUUCACAAAAUCCUCAAACCCCUUUUGUUCACUACUUUUAUUGUUGGAUGCUUUGUGAUUGGCUUUUUAAUGUAUUAUAAGCCCUCCACUGGCUGGUUAAAUCAUCUGUUAAAAUUCUCAGAUUCUGUAACCAACAGCCAUGAUGUCUUUACCAAAAAGAAUGAGUCAUCCAAUUCCAAAAAUCUCAUCUCUCAAAUUUCUCCGGAAAAAAAGGAGAAAAACAAGACAGUCAUUCUUGUCUGGCUCCUGCCCUUUGGAAGCAACCAGAAAAUGGAUAUCUGUAGCUCUGCCUUUAACAUUGAGGGCUGUUUCAUUACAGCAGACAAAAAGCUCUACAACAAAUCACAUGGAGUCUUUUUCCACCACAGAGACAUUCAUAGGGACCUGUCCAACUUGCCAAAGUCACCACGGCCACUGUUUCAGAGAUGGAUUUGGAUGAACAUGGAGUCCCCAACGAACUCACCCAAGCUCCCUGGAAUUAACAACUUGUUCAACCUGACUGUCAAUUACCACCAAGAUUCUACUGUCCAAGUACCUUACGGAUCUAUUAUACCAGUAGAACCUCAAGAAAACUUUGUACUACCAAACAAAAACAAACUAGUCUGUUGGAUUGUUAGUAACUGGAACCCCAAUUAUGCAAGGGUGAAAUAUUACAGAGAAUUACAAAAGCACAUUAAGAUUGAUGUAUACGGCCGAGCCUUUGGAAAAUACAUCGGCACGCAAGAUUUCCACCCUACUAUAUCUAGCUGUAAAUUCUAUUUGUCCUUUGAAAACUCAGUCCACAAGGACUACAUCACUGAAAAACUGUACAACCCCCUGUCUUUGGGCACAGUGCCAGUGGUUCUUGGCACAACUAGACAGAACUAUGAGAACUUUGUUCAAGGAGAUGCCUUUAUCCAUGUGGAUGAUUUCAAAUCACCCAAAGAGCUGGCCGAUUACCUGCAUCUCCUGGACAAGAACCAGGAACUGUACCUUGCAUAUUUUAAAUGGAGAAAGCACUUUAAAGUCCAAAGACACACUUUUUGGACAGAACAUGCAUGCAAGGCUUGUGAAUACAUAAGAAAACAUAAAGAAUACAGGGUAAUAAAUGACCUCAUUAAGUGGUACUGGGGCUAAUGGCCCUUAGAUGGAAUUUGCAACACUCUUUACCUUUUGAGAAAGUGGUACUCAGGACACAAAAAAUAUGUUGCUCUUGAGGACAAAUGUUCUAUUGAAAAUGUGAUAUUACAAUAUGUUACAAUAUUAAUAAUAUUAAAACAUAGCAAUCCAGUUGAAAACGUUAUCAUCUAGCCAGAGUCCAAGGUAAAAUAUGAAGGUAGUUUAACACAACUGAGAUUUCUGUUGCUGAUUCUAAUAUGUCUAACAAUAUGAAGAAAUUUUGAAGCCACUGCAAUAAUUAAUUACAUACAAUGUUACCAUGGAAGCCCUGUCAUAAGACAGUUGCUACCUGAUCAAGUUAUGAAUUGGAUUUUAUUCGGAGUCGACAAAGGAAAGAAAAAAUGUAGAAAAAAA